Megalopta genalis is the source of this 868-nucleotide messenger RNA. RefSeq names its product small ribonucleoprotein particle protein SmB (gene SmB). Gene Ontology annotation, cellular component: U2 snRNP; U5 snRNP; U4/U6 x U5 tri-snRNP complex. Gene Ontology annotation, biological process: mRNA splicing, via spliceosome. The record is from RefSeq and is a predicted model, not a curated record. Gene Ontology annotation, molecular function: RNA binding; snRNP binding. Lineage: Eukaryota; Metazoa; Arthropoda; Insecta; Hymenoptera; Halictidae.
UAUUCAUGUGGUAAAGUUUUGUUGUUGAGCGACAGUCAAAUCCGGCGAAGGUGAAGCCGCCAAGAUAUUUUCAUUUCCGUAAUUGUUCACAUAAAAGUUAACAGAUAAAUUCUUUCUGAUACGUAAAAGUUAAGGACCAGUAUAUUAUCAAAAUGACGAUCGGCAAGAAUAACAAGAUGUUACAACAUAUUAAUUACAGAGUCAGAAUUAUUCUUCAAGACUCUAGAACAUUUAUUGGCACGUUUAAAGCUUUCGAUAAACAUAUGAAUCUUAUACUUGGAGAUUGCGAGGAAUUUCGUAAAAUUAAACCAAAAAAUACGAAGCAACCAGAAAGAGAAGAUAAACGUGUGCUAGGUUUUGUACUCUUACGAGGAGAAAAUAUUGUUUCUCUAACAGUAGAAGGUCCUCCACCCCCAGAAGAAGGACUGCCUAGAGUACCUAUUCCUGGAGCAGCUGCGGGACCUGGUAUGGGUCGUGCAACUGGUCGUGGUAUGCCUGCUAAUGUUGCUGGAGUACCUACCGGGUUACAAGGACCUGUCAGGGGUGUUGGUGGCCCGUCGCAACAAAUUAUGACACCAGGCGGUAGGGGUCAGGUUUCAGCACCACCACAGAUGCAUCCUGGUGGUCCUCCACGUAUGCCAGUUGGAGGUCCUCCACCAGGAAUGAUGGGCCCACCACCGGGAAUGAUGGGUAUGCCACCAGGAAUGCCACCCAUGGGACGUGGAGGACCACCGAUGGGUCCUCCUGGAAUGAGAGGACCACCUCCUGGCAUGAUGAGAGGCGGACCACCUCCUAGACCUUAUUAAGAUCUUUUAAAAUGUACAAUCGUGUUUACCAAUAAAAUAAGCUUCUCUUUCUACAUGACAAA